Messenger RNA from Blastomyces dermatitidis ER-3, 748 nucleotides. RefSeq lists its product as uncharacterized. The coding region runs from base 319 to 702 and encodes 127 amino acids. The transcript is spliced from 3 exons. Lineage: Eukaryota; Fungi; Ascomycota; Eurotiomycetes; Onygenales; Ajellomycetaceae. The record is from RefSeq and is a predicted model, not a curated record.
AGAACCUUGGAAUGCUUCUCAAUCGGCAUUGCGGGUUAAACACUUUUAUUCCGCCUGAUAUUAUUCCUUAAAUAGUUCCGCUUCUCGGAUCCAAACAAAAAUCCACCUUUGCUGAACAUACUCUGUACAUAAUCCGUGCAAUGCAGGGAUUUGCCACGGCCAGUAAGUUUACCUACCCGAGAUACAACUAUUGCCCCUGAUGUACUCUGUACUCUGUAUCUUUAUGGUAUUUCCAGAGCAGUUCGUCCAACUCCCUUGUUUCACCGUGUGCUCUGGAUGGCAUUCCCUCUGCAUGCGUAACUCGUCAGCUGCUGGACCAUGUCUCAGACACAGCAGCCUUAUGCAGAAACCCAUUCGUACAGGAUACGAAUGGGCUACUGGCGCCAAGUCCAAAACACGCAGUUUACUACGGAGUUGCAAUAUCUUUUCGGACUGGCUUUACGCAGUAGAUACAAGCUCCGCAGUCUCACCAUACCGGAGGCUUAUCAAGGCUCAAAGGCACUAGAGCUGCAUGAAGCGCCUCAGCAAUUGUCUUUGAAGAGACAGGCCGCUGGCCUCCAACCGGACCAUUGGCUGACGCAAGUGCAAACUGAUCAAUAUUACAACUUACUUGACCCGCACGAUGCAUUCGCAUUUGACAAAGGUGUCAAGAAAAAUGUCUGGCCGUGUGCUCUACGGCAAACCUACCAGAUUUGGGGAUAACGAAGCUUUUUACAGAGCAACGGGUUGAGGGUUGUAUCGGCUGGAG